AUGAAGAAGUCAGCCACCCCCAGCCCUCCCAGGGACGAGAUGGCACAGAGGCUGUUCCUGCUCAGGACCACGGUUGUUGCUUUCGUCACCAAGGCCCUAGACAGGCUGCGCGAUGGAAUGUCCCAACGCAAGCUGUUGCAGCCCGCAGGGUGGUAUUUCGACGAGUGGGACAAACAGGAGCUCAACCAGUGGCCGAGGCAGAAGCCGAGGGACUCUGGGGCGAUGCCAGCGCACCUGACACACAGUGUCCUCCGGUGGCGGGCGGAGCACUCCAUCAGACAGGCACUCGAGUGCGUCGAAGGGCAGUACCUACUUAAGUGUCUGAACGACAUACUGGCAGACCAGGACGGCGGCCCGACCCAGAGCCAGCUUGAUGUCUCCAGGGGGCUCGUCAGGCCCAGGAUUGGCCUCCACCUCGGCUCGGACGCCUGGCGGAUCCCCGAUAGUGAUUAUGACCCAGCUGCUCCGAACAUCAGGAAGAAGGUCGCGUCGCGCGCCCCGGACGCCAUGACCAGCAAGCCGAGAAGUCUAGGUCGGACUAUCCCCCGGAGCAAGACCGACAGGGCCGACAAGAUGGCACUCACCUGUCGCAACUGCGGCUCGGAAGACCACCAAGAAAGAAUGCCGUGA
Molecule: messenger RNA, 630 nt
Organism: Diaporthe batatas
Lineage: Eukaryota; Fungi; Ascomycota; Sordariomycetes; Diaporthales; Diaporthaceae
Exons: 3
Coding region: 1-630 (209 amino acids)
Source: RefSeq, a predicted model, not a curated record